AUGGCAACUCUAGCACACUGCGCAUACUGCUUUGAAAUCCUGUCCGCGAGCAUAGAGAAGCGGCAGCCUCUUCAUCUCAAGCAAGUCGAAGAGCUCUGGGACAAGUAUAACGCGCCCUCAGACGAAGACGAAGCAGAACACCACGAUGACGACGACGACGAUGAUGACGAGGAUGAGGAUAUGGAAGAAGGCCCAGCCCCCGAACAGCGCACCACCUCCUCCCUCCGCCCUGCAGCAAUAAGCCGUCUCCUCGCGCCGAGUCCACGAUCGUCCUCAUCGUCCUCCGUUCCCUCGACUGCUUCGAGCGUCAGCGUCAACGGUACCAGUUCCUCCGCCGCGACUUCCAAAUCCUCCUCGCGUUCCUCCUUCUUCUCAACCCUGGGCCGCCGCUCCAAGCCGACCGAAUCUCCCUCCUCAUACGCCGAUUACCCGCUCUUCGUAACCUGGAACACCGUCUCGCGUAGCGGCCACAAGCUCCUCCGCGGCUGCAUCGGCACGUUCGAGGGGCAGAAGCUGGAUGACGGGCUCAGGAGCUACGCGCUUACCUCGUCCGUAUCCCCCCGCGUCCCCUUUUCCCGCCCCUUCUCUGCAUACACACUGACACUCGCCAACAGCGCCUUCGAUGACUCCCGCUUCGCCCCCAUCGCGCGCCACGAGCUCCCCACCCUCGAAUGCGGCGUGACACUGCUCCACACCUUCACGCCCAUCGCCUCGCCGCUCGCCUGGGACAUUGGGAUCCACGGGCUGCGGAUAUCUUUCGUGUACCACUCGAGGCGGUACGGCGCCACCUACCUCCCCGACGUGCCGAAAGAGCAGGGCUGGACGAAGGAAGAGACGAUUGUGAGUUUGAUGCGCAAGGCGGGGUGGACGGGGCGCAGGGAGGAUUGGCGCAAGGUCGGGGACUUGCAGGUCGUGACGUAUAUGGGCAAGAAGGUUACGAUAGGGUAUGCGGAGUGGAGGGCGUGGAGGCAAUGGACGCAGGGCGGGGAGGCGCCGGGUGCGUUGAACUGA
Coniosporium apollinis CBS 100218 is the source of this 1011-nucleotide messenger RNA. RefSeq lists its product as uncharacterized. The coding region runs from base 1 to 1011 and encodes 336 amino acids. The transcript has a single exon. Lineage: Eukaryota; Fungi; Ascomycota; Dothideomycetes. The record is from RefSeq and is a predicted model, not a curated record.